AUGGAGUUGCGACAUCUCGCGGGGCAAGUGGGUAGCAGACAGCAAGUUACCGCUCUACACAGGCAACUCGUGUCCAUACAUCCGCACAUCGCAGAACUGCCUCAAGCAGGGCCGCCCGGACAUGUCGUUCCAAAAGUUCCGCUGGCAGGUGCGUCCGUCGACCAGCGAGUGUAUCGAUCUUGGGGAUGCUCUGUGAAGCGCGUGUCGCCGCAGAGUUUGGCGGAGUUGUUUCGCGGCAAGCUGGUGCUGGUGUUCGGCGACUCGCUCUCCAAGAACUUCGCCGCGUCGCUGCAGUGCAUGCUGCACGCCGCCGACUCUACCGCCGCUAGAUCGUACCGCCUGGCGCAGAAGAAAACCGCCGAAUGGGGCGUCGAGGUACCCCGGCAUCCGUCCGCCAUCUCACUCUCUAUGUGGUGCGGCGUGCUGCCCGGCGUGAGUGCGCAGUUCCCGACGUACAAGAUCCGGUUCGUUUCCGUGUUCUCCAAUUGGCUCAACAACGCCACCAGCCUGUCCGACAAGAACGGCAUCGAGCAGCACCGCAUCGACCUGGACGGCCUGGAUCAGCGCAUCAAGGACUUGCUGCCCAUCGCUGACAUCGUCAUCUUCCAGGCGACGGCGUGGUGGAUGCCGCCCAUCAACCGGUGGUACGUGGGCGGCAAGGAGGCGACGAUGAAGGCGACGGCGGCAUACGAGCGCGGACUGACGACGCUGCGGGACUACGUGGCGGGCAGCGGCGGCGGGUUCAAGGGGCGCGCCGUGGUGAUGGGCGUGUCGCCGUCGCACUACGACUUGCCCGUGGCGGGCGUCAAGAAGGGGUCGUGCAAAGUCAACUCCAUGCUCACCAGCGCGCAGACAGCCACCGUGCGCAGUGGAGACAGCUCCUCUAGUGAUCUGCGGGCCGUCCAGCAGCGUGUUCUCGGGGGGUCGUCGGUGGUGUACGUGGAUGUGAAGCCCAUGAGCGACUGGCGGCCCGAUGGACACAUCCAAAACUGGAGCGUCAAAGCCGCAGGUGCCAGAUCGACUACCAAGGCAAUGGCUGGCAGCUACCCGCCGAUUCUUCGAAUGCGCUGCGUGGCGCAGACGUAUGAUUGGGGCAUCAAGGGCAGUGGGAGCACGGUGGGUCGUCUUUACGCGCUGGGCACGAGCGGCAGCGCGGAGGCGGCUAAGGACGACGUGCCGUACGCCGAGCUCUGGAUGGGCACGCACCCAAGCGGGCCGUCGCUUGUGCUGCCGUCCGCGCAAUCGGAUGAGGUCGACGCCUCGUGCCCCGCUCUCGUCAAGGCCGACGCCGCAGCGGGCGAGCCGCAGCUGUUGCAGGAGUGGCUCGACGCGCACCCCGAGGCUCUGGGCGCCACGGUGCAGCACAAGUGGCCCGGCCAGCUUCCAUUCCUCUUCAAGGUACUGAGCGUGGCGAAGGCACUGUCGAUCCAGGCGCACCCAGACAAGCGGCUGGCGGAGCGGCUGCACGCGACGCAGCCGAAGAACUACAAGGACGCCAACCACAAGCCCGAGAUGGCGCUCGCCGUCACCAACUUCGAGGCGCUCUGCGGCUUCGUCACCUCGCGG
Molecule: messenger RNA, 1566 nt
Organism: Closterium sp. Naga37s-1
Lineage: Eukaryota; Viridiplantae; Streptophyta; Zygnematophyceae; Desmidiales; Closteriaceae
Source: the annotation of a GenBank genome assembly